GGUGCGCAGCUCAGCUCCUGGGAGAGAGAGCAGCGGGGGCCGCGGAGCUGGAGCCAGAUACGGAACCGGGGCCUGGGCAGGAGUCAGGGCCAGGGCCAGGCCGGAGCGGACUCCAACGAUAUGGGGUCGGCCGACUCCAAGCUGAAUUUCCGAAAGGCAGUGAUCCAGCUCACCACCAAGACACAGCCUGUGGAAGCCACUGAUGACGCCUUUUGGGACCAGUUCUGGGCGGACACGGCCACCUCGGUGCAGGAUGUCUUUGCACUGGUGCCAGCGGCGGAGAUCCGGGCAGUGCGAGAGGAGUCACCCUCCAACCUGGCCACUCUGUGCUACAAGGCUGUGGAGAAGCUGGUGCAGGGAGCAGAGAGCGGCUGCCACUCGGAGAAGGAGAGGCAAAUUGUCCUGAACUGCAGCCGGCUUCUGACCCGCGUGCUGCCCUACAUCUUUGAGGACCCUGACUGGAGGGGCUUCUUCUGGUCCACAGUGCCCGGGGCAGGGCGAGGAGGGCAGGGAGAGGACGAUGAUGAGAAUGCCCGGCCCCUGGCUGAGUCCUUGCUCCUGGCCAUCGCCGACCUGCUCUUCUGCCCAGAUUUCACCGUCCAGAGCCACCGGAGGAGCACUGUGGACUCGGCAGAGGACAUCCACUCCCUGGACAGCUGUGAAUACAUCUGGGAGGCUGGUGUGGGCUUCGCUCACUCCCCCCAGCCCAGCUACAUCCAUGACAUGAACCGGAUGGAGCUGCUGAAACUACUGCUGACGUGCUUCUCUGAGGCCAUGUACCUGCCCCCAGCUCCGGACAGUGGCAACACCAACCCGUGGGUGCAGUUUUUUUGUUCCGCGGAGAACAGACACGCCCUGCCCCUCUUCACCUCCCUCCUCAACACCGUGUGUGCCUAUGACCCUGUGGGCUACGGGAUCCCCUACAACCACCUGAUCUUCUCUGACUACCGGGAGCCCCUGGUGGAGGAAGCUGCCCAAGUGCUCAUUGUCACCUUGGACCAUGACAGCGCCACCAGCACCAGCCCCACCGUGGACGGCACCACCACAGGCACCGCCAUGGAUGAUGCCGACCCUCCAGGGCCUGAGAACCUGUUUGUGAACUACCUGUCCCGCAUCCAUCGCGAGGAGGACUUCCAGUUCAUCCUCAAGGGCAUAGCCCGGCUGCUCUCCAACCCCCUGGUCCAGACCUACCUGCCCAACUCCACCAAGAAGAUCCAGUUCCACCAGGAGUUGCUGGUCCUCUUCUGGAAGCUCUGUGACUUCAACAAGAAAUUCCUCUUCUUUGUGCUGAAGAGCAGUGAUGUGCUGGACAUCCUGGUCCCCAUCCUCUACUUCCUCAAUGAUGCCCGAGCAGAUCAGUCUCGGGUGGGCCUGAUGCACAUUGGCGUCUUCAUCCUGCUGCUUCUGAGUGGGGAGCGGAACUUCGGGGUGCGGCUCAACAAGCCCUACUCAGUGCGUGUGCCCAUGGACAUCCCCGUCUUCACGGGUACCCACGCCGACCUGCUCAUUGUGGUAUUCCAUAAGAUCAUUACCAGCGGGCACCAGCGGCUGCAGCCCCUCUUCGAUUGUUUGCUCACCAUCGUCGUAAAUGUGUCCCCCUACCUCAAGAGCCUGUCCAUGGUGGCCGCCAACAAGCUGCUACACCUGCUGGAGGCCUUCUCCACCACCUGGUUCCUCUUCUCUGCUGCCCAGAACCACCACCUCGUCUUCUUCCUUCUGGAGGUCUUCAACAACAUCAUCCAGUACCAGUUUGAUGGCAACUCCAACCUGGUCUACGCCAUCAUCCGAAAGCGCAGCGUCUUCCACCAGCUGGCCAACCUGCCCACCGACCUGCCGGCAAUCCACAAGGCGCUGCAGCGGCGCCGACGGGCGCCUGAGCCCUUGUCCCGCACUGGCUCCCAGGAGGGCGCCUCCAUGGAGGGCUCCCGCCCAGCUGCCCCCGCCGAGCCAGGCACCCUCAAGACCAGCCUGGUGGCCACCCCAGGUCUGGCGCCGGCGGGUGGCGGUGGGGGGUGUGGAUACCAGCAACAAGUGUGGGGCGAAGGCAUUGACAAGCUGACGGAGAAGUCCCAGGUAUCAGAGGAUGGCACCUUGCGGUCCCUGGAGUCUGCGCCCCAGCAGAACUCAGCAGAGGGCAGCCCAGCCGCGGAGGAGCCCAGCCAGGUGUGGCGGGAGCAGCGGCGACUGUCCAACGCAUCAGCCAGUGGGCAGUGGAACCCGACGUCGGAGUGGGUCCUCUCCUGGAAGUCAAAGCUGCCGCUGCAAACCAUCAUGAGGCUGCUCCAGGUGCUGGUUCCCCAGGUGGAGAAGAUCUGCAUUGACAAGGGCCUGACGGAUGAGUCCGAGAUCCUGCGGUUCCUGCAGCACGGCACCCUGGUGGGGCUGUUGCCUGUGCCCCACCCCAUCCUCAUCCGCAAGUACCAGGCCAACUCGGGAACGGCCAUGUGGUUCCGCACCUACAUGUGGGGCGUCAUCUAUCUGAGGAAUGUGGACCCACCUGUCUGGUACGACACGGAUGUGAAGCUAUUUGAGAUCCAGCGGGUGUGAAGAUGGAAGCCGACAAGGGGCAGGGACUGGGGAGGGCGGGGACCCUGAUCCCCCAGUGUUCUCCCCAUGUUUUCCCCGACUCCCUGUUCUCAGCUUUAAAUGACUAUGAUCAGGGCUGUGGGCGUGAGUGGUCGAGUCCUGGGUGGCAGGCCCCAGAGGCCCCUCGUGGCUGGGGUGGUGAGGACCACCCCUGCCCCUCACCUCCAUGCUGGACUCGGAGGAAACUUCUGUCUCUGGGGCUGCAGGCCCUGGCCAGAGCCCCCACCUCACUCUGGCUCCCCUUCAAGAGCCGUUUCUGUGCUGACCCUCAGUGCCCGCUCGGCUCCUGAGCUGCGCACCCCUGGAGGCCACCAGGUCACUGUGCCCUAAUGGGUGGCCCAAGAGGAAGACUUGGGCUGUCCCUUGAGGCACUUGGACAGGAUGAAGGGAGCCUUUCUGUGCCUCCUAACCUGAAACCACCUGGUCCGGGCCCAGCUUGCAUCCAGGGCCGUGGGAGGAAGGAAGGUGGCCAGGCUGCUCCUGGAGGAGGCUGGGGGCUGACGGACUACAAAAGUCGGACUAGGGGACCCCUUCAUUUUAGGGGUGUGGAGUGGCAGGCUGAGGGUCUCCUGCUAUAUUCUUUCGGGUCACCAGGUGUAGCCUGGCUUGCUCUUACAUAGUAAUGGGUGUGAGGGAAUGGGGGUGGGGGAGACUGUUCAGUUCUCCCUGCUCCACCCACUGCCCGAUGACUAGGGGGCAGGGGGACCAGGAUGCCACCCCUCUGUCCUUCUGGUUCCGGCCUCCAGAUCUCCCUCACCCCGCCUGUGCCAGUACAAUCAUUGCUCUGUACAAUCGGCCUCUUUACACAAUAAAACCCCCUCUCUA
Messenger RNA from Camelus dromedarius (Arabian camel), 3411 nucleotides. It is a transcript of the gene HID1, whose product is annotated as HID1 domain containing. The record is from RefSeq and is a predicted model, not a curated record. The transcript is spliced from 19 exons. Gene Ontology annotation, cellular component: Golgi medial cisterna; membrane; Golgi trans cisterna. NCBI's taxonomy places the organism in Eukaryota, Metazoa, Chordata, Mammalia, Artiodactyla, Camelidae. Bases 121 to 2547 code for a protein of 808 amino acids.